AUGCCCACGGAAUCCACGCCUGGACUGCUGGCAUGGCUCCGGAGGGAAUUUAAAUUCAUCUUCGGGCGGGUGGGCGAUCCCCUGCAGGCAGAGUGUCACGGCGGCACAAACCAGGACAAAGACCACCCUGCGACCUUGUUCGAUUUCUUCAACGCAAGAGGCAGAGCAGGCGACAACAAGGCCAACAAACUGACCAACGACAUUGAACGGACCCUGCGGCGCGCCGUCGAAAACCAAAACUGGCGCAACUGUCCUCUGAAAUUCCAGCAAGUCGCCAAGCUCACACACGAUCAUUACUACGAGGCCGUCCUGAUCGCCAUCCUCAACUGCAUCGCCGUCACGGACAAAUGGAUCGUCGUGUUCAAACACCUGCAGCUCAUUGAAUACUCGCUGCGCACCGGCUCGCGCAGGCACUUCUACUACACCAGAUCCCGCAUCAAUCGCAUCAGGCAGGUCGUCAUCAAGCACCCAUGCAGGGCCGGAUGGAGCGAUGCCAGCAAGCAGAGGAUCGAGACACAGAUGCGCCACGUCGUGCGCCUGGUGACCGAGUACCGCUACACCGCAGCUCAAUCUGAGCCACGGCGGGUUUGGGAGCCCAGGACCACAGAUGCUCCCAUCCAGGACGCCAUCGAGCGUGUCGAUCUGGUCGGUAGUGUGGCCACGACCAGUAACACCAAUGCUCACACUGCUAUUGAGCCUCUUCCCCGUAAUUCGACCCGGACUGGUUCCCCUGCCGCCGCUGUCCACCCUGCUACCAACGGCACAUCUCCUCCUGGCCGUGCUCCUACAAGACGUAUCACAGCCACCAGUCGUCCUUCCAUAAAUCAAGGCCAGCAACAAGACCCUCGCUCGGCCCAUGCUUCUGUUCCCGCUUCUGCCGACCUGGGUAUUUCGCCCUCCACCUCCGUAAGGACCACCUCUACUGCUGCGGCAUCGCGUCGAUCGCGGCCAUCCAACACACUUUCCAGCGCUCGGGAUUCAGUCGCCUGGCUCGCAUCUGUGCGUGGAAUAGAGAUUAGUCCCACCGAGUACCGUAAUUACGGCCACAAUCCCCCUUCCUCGGCCGACUCUUCAUCUUCAACGCACCGUUCAUCGACCCAGGCCUCCUCUAUAUCCGCAAAUUCGGCAAGGGAGGUAAACCCCGGGCUGCGUUCCAUUGAGGCUGUCGCCGGACUCCCGGAUCGGAUUGGAUCGGAUCUGCACCCGAUCAAAGCGGUCUGA
Molecule: messenger RNA, 1221 nt
Organism: Clonostachys solani
Lineage: Eukaryota; Fungi; Ascomycota; Sordariomycetes; Hypocreales; Bionectriaceae
Source: the annotation of a GenBank genome assembly